AGGAGACAGGAGGCAGCAGGCAGCCCGCGGAGCAGGACCGGACAUAGAGACACCUGGACUCUGGCAUGCCGCACUCGGAGGGGUUUCUGUCUUUUUUAUUUGUUUGUCCCAGUCUUCCCAGGACUGCAGCCAAGCCUGAGUUAGGUUCAUCUGCUGCUGAGAAAUAAUAAUAAUAAUAAUAAAAGGACUUAAAACAUUAGAAACAAAGACAAGAAGUGCGACCCGGACUGGAACAGGAAUGGUUUAUCCUCCUGAAGGCUUAUUCUACAUCGAGAUGGAUCAAGCGCCACCAGCUCUUCCUCCCAGGUCCACGAAACCAGCCGUGUCCACCGCGAGCAACAACAACAGCUGCCCGUCUGCGCCUGUGUGCUCGCUGCAGGACGCCGAGUGGUACUGGGGCGACAUCACCAGGGACGAGGUGAACGAGAAGCUCCGAGACACACCGGACGGGUCUUUUCUGGUGCGGGACGCCUCCACAAAGCUGCAGGGGGACUUCACGCUGACGUUAAGAAAGGACGGGCACAACAAGCUCAUCAAGAUUUACCACCGCGACGGCAAGUAYGGCUUCUCGGACCCCCUGACGUUCACCUCGGUGGUGGAGCUGAUCUGGUACUACCAGCGCCACUCGCUGGUGGAGUACAACGCCACUCUGGACCUGAUGCUCACUCACCCCGUGUCCUGCUUCCAGCAGGUGACAGAAAACAGCGUCGACGUUGCUGGGAGGAAACUGAAGGAGGUCCACAGUCAGUACCAGGAGAAGUCCAAGGAGUUCGACCGUCUCUACGAAACCUUCACUAAGACCUCCCAGGAGAUCCAGAUGAAGCGCACGGCGAUCGAGGCCUUCAACGAAACCAUGCUGAUCUUCGAGGAGCAGUGUCGUGAGCAGGAGCGUUACGGGGAGGAGUUUGAGAGGAACGAGGGCCCCGACAACGACUUGGACAGCUUCCUGAUACAUUACGAGAAGCUGAAGUGUCGUCUCGGGGAGAUCUACGACAGCAAAGUUCACCUGGAGGAAGACCUGAGGACACAAGUGGAGGACUACAGGGAGACGGACAGGAGGAUGAACAGCUUGAGGCCAGACCUGGUCCAGCUUCGCAACAUCAGAGACCAGUACCUGAACUGGCUCAAUCACAAAGGCGUACGGCAGAAACGCAUCAACGACUGGCUCGGGAUACAGAGCGACAGUCUGGACGACACGUACGUGUUGAAGGGAGACGAGAAGAACCUGCCCCAUCAGGACGAGACGAAUUGGUUCGUCGGGGAGCUGAGCCGGACGCAGGCCGAGGAGAUGCUCCAGGGUAAAGCUCCCGGAACGUUCCUGAUCCGCGAGAGCAGCAAGCAGGGCUGCUACGCCUGCUCUGUCGUCGUGAACGAGGAGGUGAAGCACUGUAUGAUCUACAGCACGCCGCACGGAUACGGCUUCGCAGAGCCGUACGACGCCCACUGCUCGUUGAAAGACCUGGUCCUGCACUACCGCCUGCACUCCUUAGCGCAACACAACGAUGCCCUGGACGUCCGGCUGUCRCACCCGGUACACGCCAAAGCCGCGGCGGCUUCUUCCCCACAAACUGAGGAACACAAACUCUUACAGACUCCAAAACACACGACGGGGCUCCCUCCYGCUGCUCCCGAGAUGUGACCUGGCGCAGAUCCCGUUUCCUGUGAGAAAAAAAAUAAAAAUUUGCACUACAGUGAUUCCAUCGGUUUUCGUGAAUGGGAUCUCACAAAUUGAAGUGGGACCGGAACUUGAAUGUCAAGACUGUUUCAAACUCUUUUUAUAUAUAUUGCUGUCCGUUCAAAGGACCCUCCCUCUGGUUGGGAAGACCUGAAAGAUCUUCACUGGCGUCAGGUGCUCCACCUUUGAGCUGAUAUUGCUGGAGUUGUCCGUAUCCUGAAUGAAAAAUCGAUCAACCAAUGUGUCGGAUAUAUUGGGACGCUUCUACAAAGUGCAUUUGUGAGAGAAACCGAAAUGGUGCUGUUGACCGGUUCAUAUCCGCCUGGUGGGCCGAAAACAUUUUUGGGUUAAAGCGCCACGUGUAAUUAUGCUAAACAUUGUGGUGCAUCUUAACCACUUGCCCCUUUAUACCAGAUGUUCAUAUACAGAGGAUAAUUAUGUAGCAUUAACAUACUGUAGAAAACCAUAGUAGAGGCAUACUCGAUGUUAUACCCAUUGACCAAAGCACUUAAUAGUGAGCAAAACUACAUCCUUGUUUAGUGUGGUAAUUGCAUUUUGGCAAGGGUAAAGCAAUUUAUGUACACCUGCUGAUGUGCUGAUCAAAACAUAAUCUGAAGUACUGUAUGCUAUAUUCUGUUACUCAAAGAAGUAUAAGCUUUUUGUAUUCUAUAUAUAUUUUUUCUAUAAACAUGCCACAAGAUGAAAGCUUGAAGAAAGUGCAAUCCAGCAGUAUUCCUAUUGUUGCAAUGUGUGACGGCGGCGGUGGUAGUAGAAGGUAAUGCUGUUAUGAGAGGUUGACGUUUGCCACGUAGAUUCUCUCUCCCUCCGGGCGGCGGUCGGGACGGCGUGGCCUCCGAUGUUUGCGUGAACUGCCGAGGUCCGGAAGUAUCCUGCCUCCAUUACUUGAACUGUGGCAUUGCUCUAGCUAUGAAUGUCUCUUUUUUUUUUUUUUGUCGUUUUUGUUUUGUUUGUUUUUUUUCAUAACAUGCAGCCUACAUAGCUUAAGAGGAAAGGAAUCCAUGUUGAACUUGGCACAUUUUUCAAGUUAAAAGAACAAUAGACACUUUGUAUAGAGAUGCCGUGAAAUGUAUUUCUGCCGUUGGUUUGUGGAAGGAGGUUGAUAUUAAUUACUCCACUGGAGGACUGAUGAAACUCCUCGGGUAAAGCUGAGCAAUGUGAGAUCCUGACCUUUUAUCUUGCUGAAAGACAAUAAACUGAAAAGAGUUUUGUCAAUUAA
Austrofundulus limnaeus is the source of this 2912-nucleotide messenger RNA. Its product is annotated as phosphatidylinositol 3-kinase regulatory subunit gamma. The record is from RefSeq and is a predicted model, not a curated record. Gene Ontology annotation, cellular component: phosphatidylinositol 3-kinase complex. Gene Ontology annotation, biological process: insulin receptor signaling pathway; phosphatidylinositol phosphate biosynthetic process. NCBI's taxonomy places the organism in Eukaryota, Metazoa, Chordata, Actinopteri, Cyprinodontiformes, Rivulidae. Gene Ontology annotation, molecular function: 1-phosphatidylinositol-3-kinase regulator activity.